Messenger RNA from Naegleria fowleri, 1215 nucleotides. RefSeq lists its product as uncharacterized. The record is from RefSeq and is a predicted model, not a curated record. Bases 1 to 1215 code for a protein of 404 amino acids. Lineage: Eukaryota; Heterolobosea; Eutetramitea; Acrasida; Naegleriidae. The transcript has a single exon. Gene Ontology annotation, molecular function: protein binding.
AUGUCUUCUUCGCAGCCAACGCUUGCCCUUGAUGAUGAAGAGCUGGAUUAUGUGGUGGCAGAAAAUAUCAGUACCUAUGUUGCAUCAAAACAACAACAACAACAACAACCAUUAACGACCAAUGCAAUCUCAGUUUCUUCAUCGUCAUCCGAUACACCCCAACGUCCAAAGAAAUUCACGAAUUUCAAUUCUCCAGCAACACCAAUUCAUAAGAGAAUGGAUUCCAUCUCGCAAACUUUUAUUAUGAAUUUAAGUCCGUUGCGUGAUAUCAAGGAAGAUAAAUUCUAUGAAGUUGAAACGCAAUUGCAAACAUGGAUUGAAAGGACUUUGAAUAUUCAAUUCGCAAGAAAAGAAACGGGAUAUAAGGAGGUAUCAUCAUCUUCAUCCGAUGUUACCACUAAAAAAGAAAGCUCUAGAAACUUUUACUAUAAUCUAGAGAAUGGAUACAUCCUUUGUAAUUUGCUUCAUUUCUACUUUCCAAAUUAUAUCAACAUGGAAAAAGUCGUCAAAUUUGAUCAACAAUUAUUUACUCUAACGAAUGACAAAACCUACAACAGCAACUAUUUGUGCAAUGCAAAAAACAACAUGGCACUGUUUUUGGCUGGUUUGAGAAAGAUUGAUGGUUUUCCUGUAGAUUUAUUAUUUAACUUUGAAGAUGUGUUCUUGCAGAAAAACAAGAAAUUAAUUUUAUGCUCUCUUACUCAAUUACAUGAGAAAGCUCUCUUCUUCAGACAUCAACAAAAGGAAAUUGAAAAAGAGUAUCAGGAAGAACAGAAAUUCUUUGAAGAAUUUGAAGAGGAUCUUCGUUCCAUUCAAGAGGAUGAGUUGUCAUCUGGAAUUAUUUCUCCAAGAGACAACCCAGAACUCGCAAAAGUUGUUUUGGAUAAGCUUAAGAGAGAGUCUGUUGCUGUGACUCCAACCACAGAGUCUCUUCCUCCACCACCUUUGUUAUCGACAAAUCAAGUACAGGCACAGACCAAGAAAACUCCAAGUCCAUCUCAAAGACCACCCCUUCCUCCACUUCCUAAAACUCAAAAAACUCAGCCCUCCGAUUCCAUAGCAGAUUUCUUAGAUCAGUUGGAUACAUCCACAAAUGAGGACAAUACAGGAAGUGCCAUCAAGAGUAUCAUCUCAGUGUUCUCACUCCCACUGGUUAUUGUAUUUGUGCUCUUCUUAAAGGUCUACGCGAUAUUUGGAAAAAAGAAAACACAGUAA